AUGGAUAACCCGAAAUCACCACGUUACCUUCCGUCUUGUGACCAACUUGAACUUGUGCAGCGGAGAAUUCUAGAGUCCAUGGGAAAGUCUUCUUUGAAGCAGCAAUCUUCACAGCAACAGUCAGCCCGCCCUCAUCCGCAAGAUAACAAUGUCCUUGCAUCCAAGGACUUCUCAGCUACAAAGCCUUCUUUCGAGGAAAUCCGAGGGAACAUUAAUAAGCCCUCGGUUUCACUUCCCGGCAGUUCUCAUGGCAGCAAAGAUUCUAGCGAGAAGGGUGAGGCUUCGGCAGCAGGGGAAGCGCAAAUGGAUGGUGGAUGUAUUCUCUCGAAACCCGAUGAUGAAGAGUUCUUCCAUGGAUUGUUUGAGCGAGAUUUCGGGUCUACGCCCACUGUCAAGAUCCCACACAACCAUACUCCCAUCUAUAACGGUAAUCCUUCCAAGUCGCCAAUGUCUCCAUUGCAGAAGUCGCGCAAAACUCCUCGGCUUUGGGUGCAAGCCCCUCAGACUAUCAACGCGUUUGACCCGUUUGAUCCAUCCGGUAAAGAAUUCGUUAAUGUAGAGGGGAAACGGUUUAUUCCAGUUCACCUUCCGGGAGGGAAAGAAUGUGAGGUUUUGUGUAAGGUUCCGGAGGGGAAACAUCGCAAAAAGUUCCCAGGCUCCCGUAAAAGUUCUGGAAAGUUCAAUAGUGGAAAUGGUGGGCAUAUGGGUCGUGGUAGCAGCAUGGGCAAAAGGGUGGCAGAACCAGUACAAUAA
Molecule: messenger RNA, 753 nt
Organism: Morchella sextelata
Lineage: Eukaryota; Fungi; Ascomycota; Pezizomycetes; Pezizales; Morchellaceae
Exons: 1
Coding region: 1-753 (250 amino acids)
Source: RefSeq, a predicted model, not a curated record